UAUUGGAACAAUGAGGGUGAAUAUUGAAUUCCCACCUCGUGUAAGUGUCAUUGCCAUUAGAUUAAAGACGUAUAGGGAUCAACAACACCUUUUGUAGUUAGCAGUUGUCUUAGGAUUUGCAUCUCAAGAUCCGACGGAUCAAAUUAUGACACGGUCGGUUGUAUAGAGGAUGUUCCAGAAUUGAACCCGCAGAAUCCUCCUUUUGUAGUGUUUUCAAAUUACAGGAAAUUAAAUUAUUCAAUUGUUUAGAGAAUGUUCUUCAUGCUAGUGGUGUGUGUGCAUUUUGAGUUGUAUAAGAGGAAGAAUCAGCCAUUAGUUUCAGGAGUGGAGGGUCUAGACACGGCACUGAUCGUAUCACAGACCUCUGUUUGGGAACUUGAACCAACUCUUACUUGCUGUCACUGCCCAAGCUCCAGCAUCAAACUUGCCUAAUUUCUUCACGUUUUUUCAUCUUCCCAGUACUCCCCCCAGUGGCUUUUAAGAUCAACCACCUUCAAGUUUUGGUGUUGUUAGUUGAAGAUGAAGUUCUUCAGCUGGAUGCAGACUAAACUAAACGGCAAACAGGAGGAGAAGAAGAAGAACAUCCCACAUACAUUCUCUACUUCUCAGCAUAAAAAACAAGAAUCUCGUGAAGAGUUCAGCGAUUGGCCUCAUGGAUUGCUAGCAAUUGGAACUUUUGGCAACAAUGAUAUUAAAGAUGAACAAGACAUACAAGAGGAGGAGGAUCCAUCUUCUUCAGAACAGAUAGUUGAUAUCUCUCCUGAAGAAGUUGGUAAAUUACAGAAAGAGUUAACAAAGCUUUUAUCUCGAAAACCGAACGCCGAAAAGCAGGUUGCAGAUCUUCCAUUGGAUAGAUUUCUCAACUGUCCCUCAAGCUUGGAGGUCGACAGGAGAAUCAGCAAUCCACUUUGCAGUGAUUCAGAUGAUAAAGAUGAAGAUAUUGAAAGAACCAUUGGUCUUAUCAUUGGCAAAUGCAAAGACAUUUGGGCUGAUGGUAAAAAGAAAGCUAUUGGGAAGAAAUCCAUCUCUUUUCUGCUCAAAAAGUUGUUUGUUUGUAGUAAUGGCUUCACUCCUUUACCACCACCAAGUUUGAGAGAAACUCUUCAAGAGUCUAGAAUGGAAAAGCUUUUAAGAACAAUUCUCCAAAAAAAAAUCUCCCCACAACACGCCUCUCGAUCUUCAUCGUUGAAGAGGUACAUAGAGGAAAAGCCGUCACCAAAAAACAGAAACGAUGAAGAAGAGCAGAAAAAAGAUGCCAAAGAUGGAUCCAAAUGGGACAAGACUGAUUCCGAGUAUAUCGUUCUCGAGAUAUAAUCCCGUCUCCUUUCCUAAUCAAUCUUCCAUCUAACUGAUUUGAAGAAGAUAUUCAAUCUCCACCCUUUAUCUUGAUACGGAUCGAACGGUGGGGAUGUUGUUCAUCACAUCAAAACAUCUUAUUAACGGUGAUUACAUUUUUUUCAUGGUUGUAUGUUAUGGAAACAGAGCAACUCAUGUUUUGAAACAUCGUCAAAAAAGUGUUCAUGUGAUGAACAGAGAGUUGCAUUUUUUUCACUUUAAUUUGCUGCAUAAUUCUUCUUCGAUGUUGUUGUUGGGGGCUCCCUUUGUAACAUACUUGAGGCAAAUAACAUUUUGUAUUGUAAUAAAGUUUCCAAGACAAUGUU
Messenger RNA from Cucurbita maxima (winter squash), 1661 nucleotides. RefSeq lists its product as uncharacterized. The transcript has 6 exons. The record is from RefSeq and is a predicted model, not a curated record. Gene Ontology annotation, biological process: regulation of growth; gravitropism. Bases 520 to 1314 code for a protein of 264 amino acids. Lineage: Eukaryota; Viridiplantae; Streptophyta; Magnoliopsida; Cucurbitales; Cucurbitaceae.